This is a messenger RNA of Rubroshorea leprosula, 4596 nucleotides long. Lineage: Eukaryota; Viridiplantae; Streptophyta; Magnoliopsida; Malvales; Dipterocarpaceae. The record is from the annotation of a GenBank genome assembly.
CCAAAAAAAAAAAACCCAAAAUCCAAGCUCAAAAGCUCUUCCAAAUCAAAUCUACCAGCAUCAUUUUGAUUUUUAUGAAACCAAACUUUCACUUCUACUGUCUUCCACCAUUUCUUUUGAUCAUCUCUGCUCAAUCCUUCUUUUCAUCAUCCUCAGCUGCUCAUCUGCACCUCACCUCACUUCCCUUUACACAAAUCACCUCAUCCUUCCACCAUUCUCAUUUCUCACCCUCUGUUUAAUUUGGUUCUUCUGUUACUUUCUCUCUCUUCUGUGAUCAGUUAUCAACCCUUCAUAGCACAAAUUAGCUCAUUCUUCCACCAUUCUUCUUGUAUCUAUUUGCCAAACUCAGAAAAAAAAAACAAAAACAGAAACAGAAUUAUAAGAUGGGAGUGGUUUGUUCUAUUGCUGUGAGUGCCGCGGCGAGUGCCGCUGGAAACUUGUGCAAUCUGUGCUUGAUCAAUCCAAUUUUCAAUCGAGUCACCGUUUUACGCAACUGCAACGAAAAGGUUGCGGAUCUAAAUAAUAGACUAAAGGAUCUGAAGGAUGAAAAACAACGUGUGGAGAACUAUAAAACUGAUGCUGAACGACAGGGAAAAGUGUUUGAACACUCGGCAUGGCCGGAAAAGGCAGAAAGGCUCAUCAAAGACGCAGAAGAAUUGGCGGUGGAUGGGGGAAAAAUUGCGGACAGGGAGUGUUUCUUUUCAUUGUGUCCGGAGUCCUCGUCACGUUACAAGUUCAGCAAGGAAGCAGAGCAGAAAUUGAAUGACAUUGAUCAACUUGUGCAGCAAGCCCGUGGGUUCAACCUUCCGCUUUCUCGAUUUCCUUCUCCACAACCGGAUGUGGCUGCAGAUGUAGAAGGUUUUGAGGAGUUCCACUCGAGAAAGAUUGUUGUGAACCAGAUCAUGGAGGCCCUAAGAAGUCCAACCGUCAACACGAUCGGAGUGCAUGGGACUUCUGGCGUGGGGAAGACUUUCCUUGUAAAAAUGGUUAAAGGAAAAGCCAAGCAAGAUAGCUUGUUUACUGUGGUAGUUAUGGCUACAGCGACAAAGGAUCGGGAUUUGAAAAGCAUUCAAGAAGACAUUGCACGCGACUUGGGUUUCGAUCAGCUUUCUUUCAGAGAGCAUACCGAUCGGCAAGUUGCAGAUUUAAUAAAGGCAAAGCUGAUGAAAGAGGGGAAAUUUCUUGUUAUUUUGGAUGAUGUAUGGGAUACUAAAAUAGACUUCGAGAAAUUCGGGAUCCCUUCUGCAAGUGAGCUGAAGCAGGCUAUGGAGAAAAGGAAUGAAGAACACUCAUCUGGACAAGAAGAUAUGCUCCGCAAGAUUCUACUAACCUCAAGAGAUCCGAAUGUUCUCUCUGGUAUGAUGGAUGAGAAAGAUCAGGUCUUUAAGGUACAUGAAUUAGAAGAUGAUGAAGCAUGGCUUCUAUUCAAGAAGAUUGUUGGCAGCAAAGUUGAAAGCUCUGAUUUUCAACCGAUAGCUAAAGAGAUCGUUAAGAAAUGUCUCGGGUUGCCCGUUGCUAUUGCAUCAGUUGGAAAGGCCAUGAAAGGUAAGACUCGGCAACAUGAGUGGAAAACUGCUCUUGUGGAAUUGGAAAGGCCUAAUCCAGAAGGGAUCUCUGCAGCUGUUUUUAAGCCUAUAGAGUUGUCCUACAAGUACUUACAAGGAGAUGAACUCAAGCAAACGUUCAUGCUUUGUAGCUUGCUGGGCCAUGACUCUUCAAUCAAUGACUUGUUAAAAUAUGGUAUGGGCUUGAAUUUAUUUCGGAGGGUGAAAACAGUGGAAGAGACACGAGACAAAGUACUGACACUGGUUCACAGUCUCAAAAUCUCUUCUUUGUUGGUUGAUGGUCACAGCAAUCUGCAUUUCGGUAUGCACGAUCAGAUUCGGGAGGUUGCCCUGUCAAUUGCUUCUAGGGAACAUGGUGUAUUGGCUUUAGUAGAUGAAGAUGGAGGAGAAGACUGGCCAGAAAAGGAGACAAUGAAAAUUUUGAAGUGGAUUUAUUUGUCAAAUGGCUAUCCUGAGCUCACGAGCAAUGGGUUGAACUGUCCGCAGCUCACUUUCUUUCAUUUGUCUAACAAGGGUUGUUCUCUGGCAGUUCCAACUGAUUUGUUCACUGGAACAGAUGUGCUCAAAGUCUUAUGUUUGACUAGAAUUGAUUUUCAGUCAAUGCCCUCAGAAAUUCCCCUGAUCCCAACAACGCUUCGAACAUUGCUUUUGGAUCAAUGUGUGUUUAGCGUCGAAGCCCUAGGCGCCAUUGUGGGAAAUCUGGAGAAUUUAGAAGUCCUUAGCCUUGCAGGUUGUGAUAUUGAAGAGUUGCCAAGAGAAAUGGAGAAGCUAACCAAGCUAAAGUUGUUAGAUGUGAGUGACUGCACCAAACUGAGAGUAAUUCCACGGCAAGUGUUAGCAAGAUUGUCUAAAUUGGAAGAGCUAAAAAUGGGAAACAGCUUUGACCAGUGGGAUGAUGUGGAGGGAGGAAAUGCUAGGCUUGCUGAUUUAGCAGAGUUGCGUAUGCUCACUGCUUUAGAGGUACGUAUUCCUAAUUUCCAACAAACCUUGUUCCUUGAAAAUUUGGAAAGGUUCAAGAUUUUCAUAGGGAUAGUGAGCAAGCCGCCUUUGGAGCCUUGGGAGCCUAGGGACCCUUCGGACCCUUCGGACCCUAGGUACAAUGACUCUUGGGACAGUUACUCCUGGAACAGCCCCUUUGAAAGCUCAAAAAUAAUGAAGCUAAAGCUGCAGGGUGCAAGCAUUAAAUGUAAUGACUCAGUUAAAAAGUUGUUGAAGAAGACAGAAGAACUGUAUCUAGAGGCAUUAAAUGGUGUCGAGAGUUUAGUUGAUGAGUUAGAUGAUGAAGGUUUUCAACAUCUGAAGUAUCUCCAUGUCCAAAAUGCUCCAGACUUUCGACACAUCUUUAACUCAGCAGGGAGGUUGCUUCCUUCCCAUGUAUUUCCCAUGUUGGAGGUAUUGACUCUUUUCAAUUUGGAAAAAAUGGAGAAGAUAUGUCGUGGUCUGACUGGAGCAGAACCUUUUAAAGAAUUAAGAAAGGUAACCGUUGUUGGUUGUGAUCAAUUGAAGAAUCUGUUCUCCUUCUCCAUGGCCAGACAGCUUCAACUUCGAGAAAUAAGAGUAGAAGAUUGCGAGAACAUUGCAGAGAUUAUUGAUGACGUGGAGGAGCAAGGCAACGGAAACGAUAUCGUUGAAGAAAGUGAAGUAUGUAAGCUUGGCAACAAUCUGCGGUCCUUAACAUUAGGAUGGCUACCAGGACUGAUUAGCUUCUUCAACGGUGGUAAUUGCAGCGGCUUCUCACUUUUCAACGAUAAGGUUGUGUUUUCAAAUUUAGAGGAAUUGGACUUCCUUGCAGGUUGUGAUAUUGAAGAGUUGCCAAGAGAAAUGGAGAAGCUAACCAAGCUGAAGUUGUUAGAUUUGAGUGACUGCACCAAACUGAAAGUAAUUCCACGACAAGUCCUAGCAAGAUUGUCUAAAUUGGAAGAGCUAAAAAUGGGAAACAGCUUUGACCAAUGGGAUGAUGUGGAGGGAAGAAAUGCUGGGCUUGCUGAGUUAACAGAGUUGCAUAUGCUCACUGCUUUAGAGGUACGUAUUCCUAAUUUCCGAGAAAUUUUGUUUCCUGAAAAUUUGGAAAGGUUCAAGAUUUUCAUAGGAAUAGCGAGCAGGAGGGAGUCUGGGGGGGAUUACCGUUGGGACAGUUACUAUUGGGACAGUUACUCCUGGAACAGCUCUUUUGAAAGCUCAAAAGUAAUGAAGCUAAAGCUGCAGGGUGCAAGCAUUGAAUCUAAUGACUCUGUUAAAAAGUUGCUGAAGAAGACAGAAGAACUGUAUCUAGAGGGUGUCCAGGGUUUAGUUGAUGAGUUAGAUGAUGAAGGUUUUCAACAUCUGAAGUGUCUCCAUGUCCAAAAUGCUCCAGACAUUCGAGGCAUCUUUAACCCGGCAAGGAGGUUGCUUCAUUCCCAGGUAUUUCCCAUGUUGGAGGUAUUGACCCUUUCCAAUUUGCAAAAAAUGGAGAAGAUAUGUCAUGGUCUGACUGGAGCAGCACCUUUUAAAGUAUUAAGCAAGAUAACCGUUGUUUAUUGUCAUCAAUUGAAGAAUCUGUUCUCCUUCUCCAUGGCCAGACAGCUUCAACUUCAAGAAAUAACAGUAGAACAUUGCGACAACAUUGCAGAGAUUAUUGAUGACGUGGAGGAGCAAGGCAACGGAAACGAUAUCGUUGAAGAAAGUGAAGGAUGUAAGCUUGGCAACAAUCUGCGGUCCUUAACAUUAACAAGGCUACCAGAACUUAUUAGCUUCUUCAACAGUGGUAAUUGCAGCGGCAUCUCACUUUUCAACGAUAAGGUAUUUCAUUCAUUUCUUUUAUUUUAUUUCAUUUUUUGUUUCUUUGCGGAAGGGUAAUUAGAAAAUAUAAAAAGUUAAUCUUACUGUUCCUUUUUUCUUAGGGAGAUCAACUGGGUUUCAAGUUUGGGCUAGGUUCAAUAGCAAUCCAAUAGUUUGUGUUUUACAUUUUUACAAAAUUUUUAAAGAGUUACUUUAAAUUAUUUUAAAAAGUACAGAUGGUUAGACAUGUUUGAAAGAAAAAUAUAUUACUCAU